This is a messenger RNA of Emericellopsis atlantica, 981 nucleotides long. RefSeq lists its product as uncharacterized. The transcript has a single exon. NCBI's taxonomy places the organism in Eukaryota, Fungi, Ascomycota, Sordariomycetes, Hypocreales, Bionectriaceae. Gene Ontology annotation, biological process: mRNA splicing, via spliceosome. The record is from RefSeq and is a predicted model, not a curated record. Bases 1 to 981 code for a protein of 326 amino acids. Gene Ontology annotation, cellular component: U2-type spliceosomal complex; post-mRNA release spliceosomal complex.
AUGGGUCGCUAUCGACCCCCAUCCUCUACCGAUCCCUCUCUUGGUUCGUCCUCAAGCCGCCCGGCCAAACGCCAGAAACCGUCGCAACCACCCACGAUCCGCUUCGAGAUGCCCUACCACGUCUGGUGCACCACAUGCCCCCAGCCGACGCUCAUCCCGCAAGGCGUGCGCUUCAACGCGACCAAGAAAGCGGCAGGCAAAUACCACACGACGACAAUAUGGGAAUUCCGGUUCAAACACACCGAGUGCGGCGGGGAGGUGGUCAUGCAGACCGAUCCCAAGAACACGGCGUACGUCGUGCUCUCGGGCGGCACGAAGAGGGAAUAUGGCGAGGACGAGUCGGGCGUGGCGCCGAUUAUGACGGACCAAGAAAAGGAGGCCCUGCGAAAGAAUGCGUUUGCCAAGCUGGAACGAACGAUCAGCGACCGGGAGGCGCUCAUCCAAGCCAACGACCGCAUCGAGGAUCUCUUGGACGAUUCAUACAAGUUUCGACAUGACACGUACUCCCAAAAUCAAAAGCUACGGAAGUCUUUUCGCGCUGGCCGCCACGAUCGGGAACGAAUGGCCAAAGACACAGAGGCCCUGCAGGACAGGAUGAACUUUGGUCUAGACGUCCUACCUGAGAGUGAGGAAGACAAAAGGAGAGCAGCCUUGGUGGAUUUCGCGGCCAAAGAGACACAGUCUGCCAUGGCCAAGCCCAUGUUCGCAAGUGCGGCGGCAGUCAAGCAGCUCGAGCAGCCGGAACGACUUUUGAAGCGGGACAAGGAGGCGAAUACAAGGAAGAGUGGAUUUGUCAAGGAACUGAUGGGCAACACCCGGGCUGUUCACGACCCUUUCCUUGCGGACGGCAAAGGAGAGAAGACGGGUGCCAGGAUCGCAGGCGUCAAAAGGAAACAGGAUUUGGCCAGCAGGGAAGAUGGUGUUCCGCCCGUCAAGGCGCAGGAACCGACCAGUGGGCUGGUUGAUUAUGACUCAGACUGA